UCUUCAACCACAAAUCCUGCAGGAAGCUCCAAUUGCACUGCGAGCAAUGGCCGCUGUGACACCAGAACGCUCUGGAGUAUGGGCCAAUGGGCUUUUUGCCGAGAUCCACCCUGAGGAAGUGAUCUGCAUCUCCUCGCUGCCGGCACACCAGUUCUUGGGUCAAGAAGACCCCACACAGGAGCCCUUGCAUUUUGUGUUGCACACAUCUUCCUGCGAAGGCAAACAGAAGCACGCCAUUCCCUUGCUGCCAACUGGCAACCUAGUGUCUGGCCAACCUGCAGCAGUCAUAAGCUAUUGUCAGGUGCAUGACAUUCCAGCGACCCUGCUGGUUUCUGUUGAUGCUUCGCCACUUCCAGAUGGUAUUGCCGUGAAGGCUCUGGCAGAGACUGUUGCAAAACUUUUGGAGAGCACAGAGGCGAAGGAGCUUUCAGGGCUGCUGAGGCAGCCACAGAUAGUAUCGGAGGCAUGCAAAGAAGCGCGCAAGAACAUACGGAUGUCAGAUCGUGCUGCGCUGUAUCUAUAGUCAUUCAGUACGCAUCAUUGUAUGAUCCUCAAGAGGCGCGAGAUAGAGAGCCCUGACUCAGGCCCUUGGAGGGCCUACACGAAUCAGUUCUACCGAUACCACCUUCAAGUUGACUUUGCAGUGGAAUUUUUCAGAGGCUGUACAGCGCUGUACAUGGUGAAGUCACUUGUCAAGUUUUCUAUUGU
Messenger RNA from Coccomyxa subellipsoidea C-169, 708 nucleotides. RefSeq lists its product as hypothetical. Gene Ontology annotation, cellular component: endoplasmic reticulum. The transcript is spliced from 5 exons. Lineage: Eukaryota; Viridiplantae; Chlorophyta; Trebouxiophyceae; Coccomyxaceae. The record is from RefSeq and is a predicted model, not a curated record. Gene Ontology annotation, biological process: proteasome assembly. Bases 47 to 523 code for a protein of 158 amino acids.